Messenger RNA from Aspergillus melleus, 789 nucleotides. Its product is annotated as oxidoreductase, short-chain dehydrogenase/reductase family. The record is from RefSeq and is a predicted model, not a curated record. NCBI's taxonomy places the organism in Eukaryota, Fungi, Ascomycota, Eurotiomycetes, Eurotiales, Aspergillaceae. The transcript has 3 exons. Bases 1 to 789 code for a protein of 262 amino acids.
AUGUCCUUCCCCUACCAGCACUUCCUCCUCAUCGGCGCCACCUCCGGCAUUGGCGCCGCAAUGGCCGACCGACUGAUCGCGCACGGCGCCGAAGUCACAGCCGUCGGACGCCGCCAGGACCGUCUAGACGCCUUUGUGCAGAAGCACGGCCCGGAGAAGGCCAGCGCCGUAGCCUUCGACGUUAGCCAGACGGAGCAGAUCCCCAGGUUCGUCGCGGACGUGACGACGCGGUUCCCAAACAUCGACUGCGUAUUCCUGAACGCGGGUCGCCAGCGACAGUACGAUCUGUCGACACCUGAGGGGUUCGAUCUCGAGGACUUUCAGUAUGAGGUGCAGGUGAACUUUACGAAUGUGGUGGCCUUGACGCAGGCGUUUUUGCCGUUUUUGAAGAGGAAGGCGGAGAAGGGGAAUGGGGGAUUUAUAUUUACUGGCACGAACCUGGCCGUCAUUCCUGCUGCUCCUAUGCCGGCCUACUCUGCCUCGAAAGCCGCGUUGAGUGCAUUCGUGCUGUCUUUGCGCCACCAGCUGAAGAAGACGAAUGUAAAGGUGAUUGAACUGUCGCCGCCUGCUGUUCAGACCGAAUUGCACGAUUACAUGACUCCUGAGGUUGGACGCAAUGUGGGCAUGCCGUUGGACCAGUUCAUCAACGAGGCCUUUGCCGGUCUGCUGGAUGGCAAGGACCAGGUGGUUGUGGGCAGCAUUGGGAACGCCGAGAGAUUCCAUGAGAUUGUUGCCAAGCGACGGGAGGCGUUUGAGGAGCUGGCGGCGAUUUUUGAUAGUCAUCAUUAG